Molecule: messenger RNA, 1991 nt
Organism: Brassica napus (rape)
Lineage: Eukaryota; Viridiplantae; Streptophyta; Magnoliopsida; Brassicales; Brassicaceae
Product: dehydration-responsive element-binding protein 2D
Exons: 1
Coding region: 257-853 (198 amino acids)
Biological process (GO): positive regulation of DNA-templated transcription; response to stress
Cellular component (GO): nucleus
Molecular function (GO): transcription cis-regulatory region binding; DNA-binding transcription factor activity
Source: RefSeq, a predicted model, not a curated record
AAAACUCAUCUCUCGAUCUUUGUCUACUGGUUUCACGAUCUUUGUUGCCAAAAAGAGAAGGGCCUCUCGAGACAAGUGUAGAGUCAGGAUUACAAAGAGACUACACCAACUUCCUCUUCUCGACACGACCCUCCGUCAUGUCUAGGCCAGCUAUGUGUCCUUCUUGCCACGUUUCAUCACUCUCUUCCACUAUAUAUACACACUUAGACAUCCCUCAUGUUUUUGCCUUAUCCACUCCAGAGAGCCAAAGGUAACAAUGGUUGGUGCAAAUAAGAAACAACGAACGGUCCACGCUAGUUCGAGGAAAGGCUGCAUGAGAGGAAAAGGUGGACCCGAUAACGCAUCUUGCACUUACAAAGGCGUUAGACAACGCACUUGGGGAAAAUGGGUCGCUGAGAUCCGUGAGCCUAACCGAGGAGCUCGUCUUUGGCUUGGUACUUUCGACACCGCCCGCGAGGCUGCCUUGGCUUAUGAUUCCGCGGCUCGUAAGCUCUAUGGGUCCGAGGCUCACCUCAACCUCCCUGAGUCCUUAAGAAGUUACCCGGAAACAGUGUUGCCUGGGACACAAGCAUCCCAUACGCCAAGCAGCAACACCGGUGGAAAAAGCAGCGACUCUAUCAACGAGGAGUCGCCUAGUUCAUCCAACGAGAUGUCAUCGUGGGGAACAACAGAGGAGAUAUCAUGGGAACAUAUGAACGCUGAUUUACCUGUGACCGAUGAUUCUUCUAUAUGGGAAGAAGCUACAAUGUCGUUGGGGUUUCCAUGGGUUCAUGAAGGAGAUGACAUUUCUCCGUUUAGUACUUGUAUUAAUGGUGGCUAUUCUAAUUGGGAUUCCUUUCAUUCGCCACUUUAAGGUUUCACUAAACUCUCUUAAUCAAAACCUUAUCAUAUACAAUAUACAUACACUAAAUAAUCAAUGUGAUAUAGGCAUAUGUGUGAAUAAUAUAUAUAAACUUCGUGUAAUUAUAUAUGUACAUAUACAUGUGGUUUGUCUGUAGUGUAAAAGCAGAUUCUUACUACAUCAAAAACAUAAAAACGACAUUUGUUUGUCUCGAAUACAGACAUGGGUCAUGGGAAAUUUAGAAGUGCAAUGUAUCUGUGUAAUGAAAACGUGAUACUACAUUGUGUAACGGUUAAGUGUUAAAGACUGCAUGUCCGUUUCAUGUGGGCUUGACUAUUGUCUUGUUUGUUGUGUUGUAUCUUUUUUGUAUUCUUGUUGGUUGUUGCUGUCUCUUUCCAUCUUCCCUCGGCCUUUGUAUUAAGGUAAUUAACCUUGCGUGUCCUUACUCCAUGCGGAACAACUAUGGUGUUAUCCUAGAGAGAAACUUUAAAGCUAUGGUGUUAUCCUAGAGAGAAACUUUAAAGCUAUUGUGUUAUCAUAGUUUCUCCAGUCUAUUCUACUAUUGGUGCGUCUCUCGUAAUAUAAGUAUAGAGUCCGUGCGGAACAACUAUGGUGUUAUCCUUAGUAUAAAAAAGUAUACAUAGAAAUUUUUGUUUACUGCGGUUUGUAACAUUCAGACCCAACUUCAGAUCCAUAGUAUAUUGUUUUUUUUUAAUGAAGAUGUAUAUAAAGAGAACGAGAUAUAAUAUUCCAAAAUAUAAGUUUUUGACCUUUUGUUCAUUUGGUUUAAAUCAGUUUCAAGAUUUUAAAUACUUGAAUAUUAUUAUGUCAUUUUUAGCAAAUCCCUUUCUUUACUUGAAUUCAUAUGAACCGGCCCUAAUUGAAUAUCGUCACAAUGAUCAAUAGUUGUUACCUUAAAUGCAAAUUAUAACAUUCUAUUGAUGAUAUAAAAGCCAAAAACCACAAAAAAAAAUGUAACAAAAGAGCACUAAUUAUCAGCCAGAUAUAUAAAUAUUUGAAAGUCCCUAUCCAAGCCCCCACAUAGUCUUUAUCAUCAUCUUCAUCUACACCACCAUCCUCAUGAACAAUGAUGUCUCAUCCACUCUUUUCCCCCUCUAAAAAACCUUUCUUAGGUGAUUAAUAUUAUGAA